Messenger RNA from Wallemia ichthyophaga EXF-994, 2733 nucleotides. RefSeq names its product Transportin-1. Bases 1 to 2733 code for a protein of 910 amino acids. Gene Ontology annotation, molecular function: small GTPase binding; nuclear import signal receptor activity. The transcript has 4 exons. The record is from RefSeq and is a predicted model, not a curated record. Gene Ontology annotation, biological process: protein import into nucleus. Lineage: Eukaryota; Fungi; Basidiomycota; Wallemiomycetes; Wallemiales; Wallemiaceae. Gene Ontology annotation, cellular component: cytoplasm; nucleus.
AUGUCGAGCUGGCAGCCACAGCCUGAGGGAUUAGAGCAAUUGCUCAGUCUGCUGAGAGACUCGCUCAGUCCAAAUACGCAAGUGCAGCAAGCCGUUACGCAGCGACUGGAAACAUUCAACGCUAUCCCAGACUACAACAGCUACCUCGCUCACGUACUCAUCAAACAGCCCCAACAAGAAGAACGCGUUAGAUCAGUUGCUGGUCUCAUUCUCAAGAACAACAUCAAAUUUGGGUGGAAAUCUUGGCCAGGCGACAGCCAGGAAUACGUUAAAUCUAUCCUCGUCGAUGGUAUCAGUGAUCCCGCUGUCAUGGUCAGGUCUACCACUGGUACGGCUAUCGUGGCAAUCCUCGAAGAAUGCGGCCCUGAGAACUGGCCUUUAGCCCUCUCACGCUUAAUGGCGUCCAUUGACUCAUCCAGUAUCCAAGAGCAGGAGGGUGCUUUCAGCACGCUGGCCAAAGUUUGCGAGGAUAUGUACAAAAAGCUUGACUGCGAAAUAGCUGGUGUGAGACCACUUGACUUUAUGAUUCCGAAAUUCAUCCAGAUGCUCAAUCAUCAGUCGGCUAAAGUUAGGAUACACGCUUUGUCGUGUUUGAACAGUUUCAUACCGACCCAGUCAGCUAGCUUUCUCGCCAGUAUCGAUCACUUCAUUGCUGCCCUCUUCCAAAGAGCGUCUGACGGUGUGCCCGAAGUUAGGCAGCAUGUUUGCUCGGCACUCGUUCGCUUGCUUGCGUCUCGCCCAGACAAACUCACCCCUGAGAUGAACAAUGUCGCCACUUUUAUGCUCUACUCGACUCAGGACAAGAAUGAGGAAGUUGCACUCGAGGCUUGCGAGUUCUGGCUCACUUUUGCUGAAGAAAAUCACCUUAUUGAUCAUCUUAGACCUCUGCUCGACAGAGUCGCACCAGUUUUGCUCAACACUAUGGUGUAUUCUGAUACGGAACUUGUCAUUCUUCAGGCAGACGAAGACGACGACGAUGCCGCUGUUCCUGACAAAGACUCGGACAUUAAACCUCACAUCUACGGGGGCAAAACACACACGCAAUCGUCUGAAAAUGACAAUCAGCAUCAGAAAAUGGGCAGAGAUGCAGAGAUUCCAUCAGAUGAAGAAGAUGAAGAAGACUUUGAUGAACUUGACGAUGAUGAACUCACAUCGGAAUGGACUUUGAGAAAGUGCUCAGCAGCUGCCUUAGAUAUCCUUUCAAUCAACUUUCCAGUAGAACUGCUUAACAUCCUGCUUCCAUAUUUGAAAGAAAGGCUCUUUUCUCAGGAUUGGCUACAGAAGGAGUCAGCUAUUCUUGCACUCGGUGCUAUAGCAGAAGGAUGUAUCGAAGGCAUACAACCACACCUCCCACAACUCGUCCCAUACUUGGUUAACUCACUUAAUGACUCAAAGCCUCUGAUCCGCUCUAUCUCGUGUUGGGCUCUGGCUCGCUAUUCUAGCUGGUCAGUACAACCCAUCUCUGUUGAACACAGAAACAACUAUUUCGUGCCAACGAUGGAGGGAUUGUUGAGAAUGGUCCAUGACAAAAACAAGCGUGUACAGGAAGCUGGUUGCUCCGCUUUCGCUACUCUCGAAGAAGAGGCAGGUAAGGAGUUGGAGCCGUUCCUCAAACCUAUUAUAGAACACCUAGUUUAUGCAUUUCAAAAGUAUCAGAGGAAGAAUUUACUCAUACUUUAUGAUGCGAUUGGUACACUUGCAGAUGCGGUGACAAGCGCACUCGAUAAUGAAGAAUACGUGACGUUGUUGAUGCAACCACUUAUUGAUAAAUGGCAAAAUCUAGCCGAUGAUGAUGAAGACAUUAUUCCUCUCUUCGAGUGCUUAUCUUCAUUAACUGUGGCCGCUGGUUCUAGUUUCAUUAAAUUCGCUCAGCCGGUUUACGAGAGAUGCUCACGGAUAGUGCAUGGAAAUCUCAUGCAAUUUCAAACAGCCGUAGAACAAAAUGACGAAGACAAUAUACCUGAUAGAACAUUUAUUAUAGUCGCAUUGGAUUUAAUUUCAGGUAUGAUUCAAGGAUUGGGUAGUAAUGCUCAGGAGUUGAUAAUAGCCAAUCAAUCCACAUCAUCAACACCAUCAUUACUUAAUCUAUUAUUAUUCUGUUUGAAGCAUCCAGACAGUGCUGUUAAACAAUCAGCAUAUGCUUUAGUUGGAGAUUUGGCGGUUAGUUGCUUCCCAAUACUAAUUCCAGUCCUUGGUACACUACUUCCUGAUCUUAUUCAACAAAUUGAGAUUGCACCAACGACGGAUGCUAUUUCAGUUUGUAAUAAUGCUGCAUGGGCAGCAGGAGAGAUAGCGACAUCGUACACCAACUACCCAGACCUCAACAAGGAUGAUUUUAUCAAGUAUGUUCCAUCGUUGACUGAAAGAUUGGUACCAAUACUAUUACAUCCAAAGUCUGUCAAGUCUUUAGCGGAAAAUGCGGCUGUUACAAUUGGUAGAAUUGGAUUGGUUUGUCCAGAGAUUGUAGCUCCACAUUUGCAAGUAUUUGCAGCGCAAUGGUGUGAGUCAUUGUGGGAGAUAAAAGAUAAUGAAGAGAAAGAUAGAUUAGCGACUAGCUUCCAAUUCUUCUGUAAUGCAGUAGUAAGAUGGACAUCACCAUCGGCCGUGUUGAAUGAGCAAUUUAACGCACUACUCCAUUCAUUCAAGGCUGCUGCAGGUGUUAGUUGGGACGCACAAAUGACAGCUUUGCCUCAACCUAUCUCGACGAGACUGAGGGAGCGUUACGGUUUGUAG